AUGAGUGUUGUUCUUAAAAUUGUAAAUUACAUACGUUCAGGUUCAAAGAUACAUCGCCAAUUUAAAAACUUUGUUGAAAGUUUAGAGGAUGAUAUUCCAAAUGAUGUUCCGUGGUAUUGUUUAAUUCGAUGGUUAUCGGUAGAAAAUGAGUAUGGAAGUUUUUAUGCCUUCGAUUCUGGGUAUAAAUUAUGGAUACGUGAUUUAUUUAGGAGUUAUAUAGAAAAUAAGGCUGUGCUUUUUACAAUUGAUGGAUGUGGUCAGUCAUACUUUGACUGUGGCGUUAUUCCAGAAGUAUACGCAACUGUAGAUUUUGGAAUUUCAUCAAACGCUUCUCAAUGUUUUGACUUCAUGAGAAAGGUUCAAAAAGGAGGUCCACUAGUGAACUCAGAGUUCUAUCCCGGUUGGUUAACUCAUUGGCAAGAAUCAGUAUCUAUAGUCAACCCCAUCGAUGUUGUAAAACAAAUGAAAGUAAUGUUGGCAAUUAAUGCUUCGUUUAAAAUUUUCGGUACAAAUUUUGGAUUCACAUCGGGAGCGAAUACAAAUGACACCAAAGAAAGUAUUGGAUACUUACCACAGUUGACCUCAUACGAUUAUAAUGCUCCAUUGGAUGAAGCUGUAGACCCUACAGAAAAGUAUUUCAAAAUUAAACAGACACUUGAAGAAGCCAAAUAUGCUGUGACAAACGAGAUAUCACCAAAUCCCGCACCCAAAGGUGCCUAUGGAAAAUUCUAUUUAAGACCUUUGGUUAGCAUAUUUGAAAAGGUUGCUCAACGUAUUAAACCAGUGAUCAGUGAUGUUCCUUUACCGUUUGAGGACUUAGAUAUUAACACUGGUUUUGUAAUGUAUGAAACAACAUUAACAGAUGAUCAAAAAAAUGUUGAAAAUCCAGUAAACCUAACUGUGAACACGGUUAGAGAUCGAGCAAUCAUUUACCUGGAUCAAGUACAAGUGGGUACUAUGAAUCGGUUGAAAGCUAAUACUACAAUAAGCUUAAACAUUAACCGUACUGUUCAAAACCUAAGCAUUUUAAUUGAGAAUCAGGGAAGGAUGAAUUUUGGAGACUUAAUUGAAGAUAGGAAGGGAAUUUUUGAUCAAGUGAUUCUCGGAAAUAAAAUAUUAAGCCCUUGGAAAAUGACUGCAUAUCCUUUGAAUGGUACAUCAUGGAUUUCUUCAAUCAAAUCAGUUGAAAACGUCAACAGUGUUAAAUUACCAGCAUUUUAUAAAACACAGUUUACAUUAACAGUUAACUAUACAAAAUGUUUAGACACUUAUUUGGACACUUCAGGCUGGACAAAGGGUGUAGUGUUUUUAAACAAUGUAAACCUUGGUCGGUAUUGGCCACUUGGUGGACCUCAAGUUACACUUUAUGUGCCAGCUCCUUUUUUAAAACCAUCACCUUAUGCCAAUACACUAGUGAUAUUAGAACUUGAAGGUACAUCUCAAGAUUUGUCCGUGAAAUUUGUGGAUAAACCUGUUCUUGAUGGUCCUAUAAUGACAUAGAUAAAAUGUAUGUUAUAUAAUUGAUUAAGAAAAAUAUAUUAA
Messenger RNA from Metopolophium dirhodum (rose-grain aphid), 1542 nucleotides. RefSeq names its product beta-galactosidase-like. NCBI's taxonomy places the organism in Eukaryota, Metazoa, Arthropoda, Insecta, Hemiptera, Aphididae. The record is from RefSeq and is a predicted model, not a curated record. Bases 1 to 1500 code for a protein of 499 amino acids. The transcript is spliced from 7 exons. Gene Ontology annotation, biological process: carbohydrate metabolic process. Gene Ontology annotation, cellular component: vacuole. Gene Ontology annotation, molecular function: beta-galactosidase activity.